AUGUAUUCAACAACAUUUAAUUAUGCUAUGAAAAAAAAAGAUUUUGAACUUGUUGGUACAUCUGAAAAUCAAGCCAAAUUCAGAUUAGGUAGUCAAACAAUUGUUGUUAAUUUUGGCGAACAUGAUGGACGUUUUAUUGCCGAUAUGAAAUUUAAUAAUAAGACCAAUGAAGUAAUUGAAAUUAACAUGACCGAUUAUUUAAAUAAAGAUAAACAUGAAGAAAAAGAUUCAAAAAAAAAACUAAAACGUAUUGUGCAUUUGAAUUCAUUAGUUAGCCAUUUAAAUACCAAAAUCGACAACGUUCUGAAGAAAUAA
Molecule: messenger RNA, 315 nt
Organism: Rotaria sp. Silwood2
Lineage: Eukaryota; Metazoa; Rotifera; Eurotatoria; Philodinida; Philodinidae
Source: the annotation of a GenBank genome assembly